AUGCCGCUCGAAGUGUGUUCUACAACUGUUUUGCCAGAGCUCGGCGUUCGUUGGCGCGAAGUUUCUAGGGCAGUUCGUAAUGCGAGGCUGCCUAUGGCUCCCACGAGUGUAGCGCGAGUGCUUUGUAGGCAUGUAGCAAGGGCGCUAACUAUGGAGGAAAUAGCCGAGAUCGUGUCACGACUGCGGUUAAAAUUGAUAGCAACGCAACGUCGCAAUUGGCAUGUGAUAAAACUCUCCGACCAGUUAACCGAUGAGCCUGUAAACAUAUUAACGAGAAUACUUCCCUCGAGAGUGAAGCAAGCAUUGAAAGGUGUCAGAUGUGGUCGGAAUAUGAUGCCUGAGAUACAAACAGUUAAACUGGGUGAUCUAAUAUAUAUAAGUGUCCAAAUGGUAUCCGACAUCAAGGCAGGCGGCAUAUUAUAUGUGGCAACUCCUCCAGGCGAGCCUGUAGCAUUAGUGAGCUCGUUACACAGUUCAUUAUUGAAGCCCUGUAUCCAAGGUCUCGGUUACCAGAAAUACGAAGAUGCAAGUCUCAAUGGCCACGACAUAGGAUCUCUACUGAGGAUAUUUAAUGCUAAUAAUAAUGAGAAUCCAGAUUUCCUCGCUCGGAUUCCAGAAUAUUUUGUAGCUCCGUGUAUCACGAGGGGUGGGAUUGAUUUUACGGGGAGGAAAACAGAUGAGAAAUAUACUGACGAUGUAUUGGGACCCGACCCUCCGAGGCUUGAUAAACUUGUGGUUACAGCGCAGAGGAAGUUCUUUGAUCCUGAAAGAUUAAACAAGGAAAUGAGAAUAACAAUACAAUUGAAAAGUGAAGAUAUAGCACAGACAUUGAAGUGCUGGGCUUCAAAAGGAGCUGUGUUACCGACCUGCCAGCUGUUCCAAAUCUUUAACAAGACUAAGUCAAACAAAAUACACAUAGAUGCCAACGAUGACUGA
Molecule: messenger RNA, 936 nt
Organism: Danaus chrysippus (African queen)
Lineage: Eukaryota; Metazoa; Arthropoda; Insecta; Lepidoptera; Nymphalidae
Source: the annotation of a GenBank genome assembly